UCCAUCUUAACUUCUUGCCUCUUCCCCAAGCCAGCCAGCAUUCUAUUCUACAUGGAACUUCCUCUACAGAAACAGUAAAAGAAAAACCCAAAGAUCUCCUAAAUACUCUUUCAUUCUCUCCUCCUCCUCUCCACUCUCCCCUCCAAUCCUCAGUUUUCCGAUGUCGAUAUUCGAGUACAAUGGAAGUGCCAUAGUAGCUAUGGUAGGCAAGAACUGCUUCGCUAUAGCUAGCGACCGACGACUUGGAGUAAACCUUCAAACAGUCGCUACUGAUUUCCAGCGAAUCUACAAAAUCCACGAUAAGCUCUUUGUCGGUCUCUCUGGCCUUGGCACUGACGCCCAAACUCUGUAUCAGAGGCUUGUUUUCCGUCACAAAUUGUAUCAGCUGCGAGAAGAAAGGGACAUGAAGCCUGAGACUUUUGCUAACCUUGUUUCUGCUGUACUUUAUGAGAAAAGGUUCGGUCCGUAUUUCUGCCAACCUGUUAUUGCUGGAUUGGAUGAUGAUGACAAGCCAUUCAUUUGCACAAUGGAUUUCAUUGGGGCCAAGGAACUUGCAAAAGAUUUUGUUGUUGCUGGCUCAGCCUCUGAGUCCCUUUAUGGUGCCUGCGAAGCAUUUUUCAAGCCUGACAUGGAACCUGAUGAAUUAUUUGAAGUUGUAUCCCAAGCGUUGCUAGCAUCAGUAGAUCGGGACUGCUUGAGUGGUUGGGGAGGACACAUCUAUAUUGUGACCCCUGAUGAUAUUAAAGAGAAAAUCCUAAAGGGAAGGAUGGAUUGACAGCAGCCCCCCUCAUGUCCAAUAGGGCACCAGAUCUUUCUUGCCAGACCAUAUACUUGGAGUCUGAACGGAAACAUUCUGGUUUCUUUGUUAAUGAAAAGCUAUUAUCUUGCAGCAACGGUUAAAUUAUGUGAUUUGGAUAAAAUUUCGAAGUGCAUUAACAAAGUUUAACUUCAUUGCCAAGAAAUGAUGUUGUUUUGAAUGCGGCCUUUACUUCUAAGAUUGAUAUGCUAAUUAUUGUUAUGUUAGGUGGACUUACCAUUCAAUGAUCGGUUAUUUCCAUGAGUCUGAAAGCCUAGAGGUGAGCGUGCAUGGCAGCUAUUUUGGCUGAAUGAUUGUCUGAAUACUCGUGAAGGCCUUUUCUGUUUUGCACUUGUAAGCAGAAGCCGGGAAUCCAAAAUUCACAUGUUGGCAAACCGGAGGAUGUGGUGCAACUUGUAAGUAAUCAUUGUGACAGUAACGGUCUUGUGGCAAUUUUUGCAAUUUAACUAGGUUCUCACGCGUGAUCAUCUGAGUCCGUGGAUUGCCAAUCUGUUAUGAUAAUUUCAUAGGAUCUGUGUAGACUAUUGAGUAUUGAAUGUUAUUAUUUGAGAUUGUGUUA
Molecule: messenger RNA, 1376 nt
Organism: Populus trichocarpa (black cottonwood)
Lineage: Eukaryota; Viridiplantae; Streptophyta; Magnoliopsida; Malpighiales; Salicaceae
Product: proteasome subunit beta type-3-A
Exons: 7
Coding region: 161-775 (204 amino acids)
Biological process (GO): proteasome-mediated ubiquitin-dependent protein catabolic process
Cellular component (GO): proteasome core complex, beta-subunit complex; proteasome core complex
Source: RefSeq, a predicted model, not a curated record